CCUCAUUCGACCUUGAGAGCCAUAUACAGAACGCAUUGCUGCGCAUCCUCCCCACUUUAACAGCGAAAUCCACCACCACACCUUCGCCUGUCCAUCAACACUCGGCCCCCGGCCCCUAUAUCCAAGCAACGAAAUACAGACAUGGACGCAACAGACACCCUCAUCGCCUCUUUCUCCAACCUCAGUCUCCCUGCCCCCCCGGCCGUUUCCCCAACCCACCAGCCACGCUUCACCUUCUUCCCAACCCUCCCCGCCGAACUCCGCCAUAAAAUCUACAGUUUUGCCCUCCCACCGCUAGGGCCCCAAGCGGCUCUCACGCUCGACGCCAAAAUCCUAAUCUCCGACUCCCGCUUCGGGCUCUACCUCCUCUUCCUCCAUCCCGUCCCAAGAGCGCAGUCUUUAUCCCCUCCCCCUCCCAAGCUCCUCACCGCACCAACCCGCGCCAUCUCUCUCCUCGCCUUAUGUCAAGAAUCCCGGGCUUACUAUCUGGAGAGAUUCUCAAUUUGUCUGCCCCUAGGACCAGGCGUAUAUGGUCGCCUUCACAUCUCACCCCUCGAAAGGCUAUUCAUCAAAAACCUCAGGGACCUGACAGACAAGCACGCGUUCCAGGAUGCAAUGAGCAACGAUUACCGCCUCCAAGACUGGGCACCGAAAAUCGAGAAGAUGGUAAUUGAUAUCGGUUGUUUCGCGGUCGCGAGGUCUGCGUGGGAGUCAGAGGAGAGCGUGGCGUGGGAGAUGUUAGGGAAGUGGCUGGUGAAGUGUACGAGUUUGAGAAAUGUGCAGGUGGUGAUGUGGGAUGGGUUUGCUGGGGAGUGGGGUUAGAGAGGUAUAAAGCGGAGUUGGAUGGGGCGUAUGUGGUGCCGGAGUUUGAGAUUGUGGCGAGCUUGAAGGGGGACAAGGGGGGCGUCUGGACAGAGGGGCUGAGCAUGAUGGGGAAUGGAUGCGCGUAAACAAGAUAGCUAGCUAAGGUAGUCCUAGUCACCACUACUACGAACCCCUACUCAUACCGAACCUGAACCUUGACACCCUCGACAUCUUUUCGAGAACUGGUGUCUCCAUCCUCAGCACCGUCUCACGAUAGCAAAUCCCAGUACUCCACUCAUAAGAACAAGCAACAGCUCGCUGCAUGCCCCCCUCGGCUCCACAAAGCAGCACUGCCACUG
This is a messenger RNA of Hyaloscypha bicolor E, 1163 nucleotides long. RefSeq lists its product as uncharacterized. The transcript is spliced from 3 exons. Bases 142 to 822 code for a protein of 226 amino acids. Lineage: Eukaryota; Fungi; Ascomycota; Leotiomycetes; Helotiales; Hyaloscyphaceae. The record is from RefSeq and is a predicted model, not a curated record.